AAUAAUUAUAAUAAAAAAGGGCAGACGACUGCGAAUUUUUUUUUGUUUCUUUCUUGUUCGAUCACUUCAUUUGUUCAGAUCAAAACUCAUAAAUCCACCUCCGUUUCUCUCUUUCCCUCCAUCGCUAACAAAUCACUACCGAUCAUCCCAUUUCUAUGAUGUCCAGUUUGCUGCACCGCUAAUCGGCUCAUAUCGAUAUUCAAUCUACAAUCAUCGGAGGGCAUUAAUUGAGACUGUUAGUCAGCGAGCGAAAUCAUUCUUUUGCUCGCUCGUCAUCGCCAUCAAUCAAAUCCUUUCAGCGACGGAAAACCACAACAUUUUCUCAUUAAUUACCUGUAUAGUUUAUCUGGAUACUUGUUUGGGUUUGUAUGGCGCUUUCACGUCUCCGACAUCCGGUGAUCUCGCGGGCUCCGUCGAUCAUCAGAGCUCGACUCCUUUCUUCUUAUGGCUCCUCCGGGUCAUUCCAUCGCACUUCGAGCGGGCAAAACUCUUUUUGGGACAUCAAUGACUCUCUUUUAAGGCCUACUUCCUUUCCUAGGUGCCCUGGAGCACAUGAUGGGUCCUUAAAGCUCAAGUUGCAAAUGGGCAUUCGGCAGUUUUCAUCUGCAGAACCUCCUCCACAUACAGUUCUUGGGAUGCCGGCUUUGUCCCCUACAAUGAAUCAAGGUAACAUAGCAAAAUGGAGGAAAAAGGAAGGAGAUAAGAUAGAAGUGGGCGACGUGCUAUGUGAAAUAGAGACUGAUAAAGCUACACUAGAGUUCGAAAGCCUUGAGGAGGGAUUUAUGGCUAAGAUUCUGGUGCCUGAUGGGUCGAAGGAUGUGCCUGUUGGACAACCAAUUGCCAUAGUGGUUGAGGAUGCAGAUGAUAUUCAAAAUAUCCCUGCUUCUGUUGGGGCUAAAUCACAGGUUAAAGAAGAAAAAUCGACUCAUCAGGGCACCAAACCUAAAGGUAGCACACAAGAAACUAAUAACCCUAAAAUCAGUGCAUCAGAUCUUCCUUCUCAUGUUAUUCUUGGAAUGCCAGCACUCUCCCCAACAAUGAAUCAAGGUAAUCUUGCCAAAUGGAGGAAAAAGGAAGGUGACAAGAUAGAAGUGGGUGAUGUGAUAUGUGAGAUAGAAACAGAUAAAGCUACUCUAGAAUUUGAAAGUCUUGAAGAGGGGUAUUUGGCCAAGAUCCUAGCACCUGAAGGUUCAAAAGAUGUAGCUGUUGGAGAACCUAUUGCAAUUACAGUUGAAGAUCUGGAAGAUAUUGAAACUGUUAAAUCUUCUCUCGGUUCUGAGUUCAAAGGAGGUUCUGAGGUGAAAGGGGUAAAAUCUUCUUAUCAUGAACCCAAAGAAGUUCAAGAGCAGAAAUCCAGUUUUACGAAGAUCAGUCCCUCUGCUAAGUUGCUUAUUUCAGAAUAUGGACUUGAUACAAAGUCAUUGAAGGCUACAGGGCCCCGUGGGACUCUACUGAAAGUGGAUGUUUUGGCGGCAAUUAAGUCUGGGAAAGGACCUGUAAAAGCUUCAUCUGCUAAGGAGAAGAAAGAUCCAUCACCUCAAACCCAUAAACAAGCUUCUUCCACAGCAUCCCCUGAGUCGAAGUCUGGCAUAAAGCAAGUUGAUUCCUAUGAAGAUUUUCCCAACAGUCAAAUUCGCAAGGUUAUUGCUAAAAGAUUGUUGGAAUCAAAACAGACUACACCACAUUUGUAUCUGUCCUCAGAUGUUGUAUUGGAUCCUCUUCUUUCAUUUAGGAAGGAGCUUAAAGAGAACCAUGAUAUUAAAGUUUCUGUUAAUGAUAUCGUGAUCAAAGCAGUGGCAGCUGCCCUGAAAUCUGUACCAGAAGCUAAUGCUUACUGGAAUGCUGAUAAAGGGGAAGUUGUUCUAUGUGAUACCGUUGACAUAUCAAUUGCUGUUGCUACUGAGAAGGGCUUAAUGACUCCAAUUGUUAGGAAUGCUGAUCAAAAAUCCAUUUCAGCAAUCUCCUUAGAGGUCAAGGAGCUAGCAGAGAGGGCACGGGCGGGGAAACUUCUUCCUGUUGAAUUUCAGGGAGGAACUUUCAGCAUUUCAAACCUGGGAAUGUUUCCAGUAGACCACUUUUGUGCAAUUAUCAACCCGCCUCAGGCUGGCAUCCUUGCUGUGGGUAGAGGAAACAAAGUUGUUGAACCAGUAAUUGGAAAUGAUGGAAUCGAGAGACCCGCAGUUUUGACAAAAAUGAACCUGACUUUAUCUGCCGAUCAUCGUGUAUUUGAUGGAAAAGUUGGAGGUGCAUUUCUCACAGCACUGUGUUCAAACUUCAGCGAUAUUCGAAGACUUCUUCUGUGAUUUGUGUCCAAUUACUAGUUUCGAUUCCAAGAGAUAAGCCUCUCUAAGGAUAGGUCACCAUAUCUAGCUAGAAAUUUCAGUGCAAUGCCAAAUUCCAUAACUGUUGCCAUUGCUGAGCCAAGAUUACCUAAUUUAUGCGGAUUCAUUGAUAAACUUUUUGAACAGAGAGACAAGUUUUUAAGCGCAAUUUGUGACCGAUAGCUCUUAGGCCAGUUGGUAUCAUUUCCUUUGGAAAUCAUCCUGCUCAGUUUUGAGUAUUGUCCCAAGCCGGAUAGGCUGCAAAAGAUGGGGAAUGUACAAAUCUACAAGGGAUCUUGCAUCUCAAUAGGAUCCCGCUUUCCAGGUUUUCAUAUUUUUUAUUUGGAAAAAUAAAUCAAGAGCUAUUUUUUAAAAAUGAAAAGUUAGCAUAUGUGAAUUAAUAAGCUUCAACAGUAGAAGCAAUAAAUUUCUUUACAUGAGCAAUGUCUUGUUUAUAAUGAGAUUGCAGAGAAGGAUUUGACAAUGUGAUUGGUGUACCCCCUUCCAUUUCUCCAUGCCAAUUAUAUAAUACACUCACUCCUUGGUCUCUGUA
This is a messenger RNA of Carica papaya (papaya), 2874 nucleotides long. RefSeq names its product Dihydrolipoamide acetyltransferase, long form protein (gene LTA3). The record is from RefSeq and is a predicted model, not a curated record. NCBI's taxonomy places the organism in Eukaryota, Viridiplantae, Streptophyta, Magnoliopsida, Brassicales, Caricaceae. Gene Ontology annotation, cellular component: pyruvate dehydrogenase complex; mitochondrion. Gene Ontology annotation, biological process: pyruvate decarboxylation to acetyl-CoA. Gene Ontology annotation, molecular function: acyltransferase activity.